Amborella trichopoda is the source of this 2029-nucleotide messenger RNA. RefSeq lists its product as uncharacterized. Lineage: Eukaryota; Viridiplantae; Streptophyta; Magnoliopsida; Amborellales; Amborellaceae. Gene Ontology annotation, molecular function: ubiquitin-protein transferase activity. The record is from RefSeq and is a predicted model, not a curated record. Gene Ontology annotation, cellular component: nucleus. Gene Ontology annotation, biological process: interstrand cross-link repair; protein ubiquitination.
CCACAAUUUGCUUUGAGGGAGAGAGACAAAAGAGUCGAUGGAGGAACGUUGCAAGCAAGUUUGGACUUCGGCCUUGUGGAGCACCUUUCUUGCAGAGUAUAUUGUACACCACUGGUGCACGUUAUAUGGCAACAUGGAACCUGCACAUGUUGCGUACGGUUACACUUUCCCCUCUGCUCUGGUUCAAAAUGGUGCCCUUAUAUAGCGGGAAGGUAUCAAGAAACUUUUUCACGCCUUAGAUUUGGUCUCCACUAAAGACGAUGUUCACUUUUCCAGACCUUCAUCGUAAGUGAUUUUGAGCUCUAAUGGCGAGUAAUGUUUCUUCUAUGGACCUUCGAAGUAGUGGUGCCUCGUCGCCCCCUAGAAGAAGAAGAAGGCUUCGAAGCCCUGGUCCUAGUGAAUAUGGAGAAGAUGGUGUUGAAAUUUUUGGUGCGUUUGAGGGAGAAUUAGGGCAAGGGAGCCAUGAGAAUGCUUCUUGUGAUGGAUUGCUGGGGCGUAGAGGGGAUAUGGGGAACCUUGAGGAGGGGACAUGCGGAGAUAGUUUCGGAGGGAUGGAGAAGAGCAUGGGUGAUUUGGACUUGUUUUCCUGCCCUAUUUGCAUGGAGCCGUGGAGCUCUGGUGAUGCUCAUAGGAUCUGUUGUCUUCCUUGUGGGCACUUAUUUGGACACUCGUGCAUAGAAACAUGGAUUCAAAGAUGUGGGAAAUCUGAUGGGAAGUGUCCACAGUGCAACAAGAAGUGUAAAGUCAAAGAUAUAACAAAGCUCUAUGCCCCACGUAUUGCCACUGCUGACGGAGAUUGCAAACAGCAAGUGGUUGCUCUUCAGGUUGAAAAUGAAUCUCUUAAGUUGCAGGCUCAACGACUUUCUGAGAAAAUUGAUCGCCAUAGAAUUCAGAUGUUAGAAAAAAAGCAACUUCACGAAGCAUUGAUGCAGUCUCAAAGGACAGUCUACGAAGCGACUAUCAGUGACCUCCAAGAUCGGAUUACACACAUGCAGUUAGCACAUGAGGAGCUUCGUCAAUCUAAGGAGGCCAAAUUGAUUGCGGAGAUUGAUGAUCUUAGUAGUCGCCUCAUGGAAAUGAAAAAGACCGCGGCUAUGGGUUCCCAGGCGAGUUUGAAGAAACUGGAGAUGGUGGAAAAAGAGGGCCGACAAUGGACUUCUGGGGAGAGGAACGUGUCAAGGAAUAAGGGUCGGGAAAAGACUAACCUAGCAGAGGAGAUGGACUAUGUCUUCGACCCGGAGCCACCCCAACCUCAACUUCCUAGACCUCCUAUAUCAUACAAGAACCUCUUGCAACAGGAGUUUCAACGCCUUGGUCAAACCCUCCCCACAUAUGUGAUUUCUGACUGUGGUUCUCCUCGACGCCGCAUCUUCAAGGCAACUGUCUCUCACCGUGGUCAUGAUUUCAUUGGGGCAUUGGCAUAUACCCGUAAGGCAGCAGAGCAGAGUGCUGCUCGUGAGGCUUACGUCUACAUUUCCAACCAUGGGCCAGACCCCUCCACUGAAGAACGUUUGAAGGAGGCCAAUCUCCUUGUCGAGGCUCUUCGUUGCCAACUCCAAGAGAAGAGCGAGGAGUUGGCCUCUGAGAAGUUCAUCUCCAACUACCAAGAGGCCGAGAUCUCGCGCCUCAGGUCUGAACUUAGCGUUAUGGGGACUCAGCUGGAGGCAGUGACUGCAGCCACUAAGGACCUCACGGCCCAUCUUGCGCGUGUUAUGGCCCUAGAACGAGCACCUGAGGCUAGAAACAGCUCUUAUAUAUCAGCAGGUGGUAGCAACCACACCAUGGCUGAAUAGGUCCUCAUUGUGCCGCAAUCCUCUUUUUGGUAGCACUUUUCUAGCUUUUUGUGGAUGUACUUGCUCUCUUUUUUGGUGGAUUUCCUUGCCCCCACUCUUUGUACAUUGCAAAUAUCAGGCCAUGGGUUCCUCGGGCACAGAAGCCCCUCACUCCUCUAAACUCUUCCUUUUUGAUUUGGACAAUGCUCCCCCCGUCUAAAUUUUAUAAUGUCUAAUAUUAUAUCUUUUUGUACUCC